Messenger RNA from Onthophagus taurus, 3671 nucleotides. RefSeq lists its product as uncharacterized. Gene Ontology annotation, molecular function: protein binding; serine-type endopeptidase activity. Lineage: Eukaryota; Metazoa; Arthropoda; Insecta; Coleoptera; Scarabaeidae. The record is from RefSeq and is a predicted model, not a curated record. Gene Ontology annotation, biological process: proteolysis.
CGUCUUUGGUGUCCGCGAAGAGCGGACGUUCGCGAGAAGCGGUUGCGGUGAUCAUACAAAAAAAUAUACGAUGAAAAAAAUGUAGUUAAGAGUUUUGCGUUAAAACAAACAAAAAAAAAACGAAAGGUUUUCUGUAAAAGUGUCAACGUGCGUAUGACAUGGAAACUUUUUGUGCAAAUUCGGCUCGUUCCAAAUACAGGCCGGCUUUAGCAAAUGGAACAUUUUAUCAUCCGAGUUAUAAUACAAAUUUUAGACAGAAUGAGUACAACUUGGGUUUAUCAUCACGACAUUCAACUCUUUUGUGGCGGGAGCAACCCCAACCUAGUAGUAAUAAACCAAAAGGAGGAGGUAGAACGUGUUCGAUUGCGUUGGCAGCAGCCUCUCUUGUAGUUUUAGUGGCUGUGGUUUCAAUAGCUGGAUUAGCUUUAUAUAUGGGAACGUUGAGAGGAGAACCAACAAACCCGUUGCUGAUGUUUAGUUGCAGCGUAAAGGUUUUACGCGGAGAUCGAUUCGUUGGUAAUUUACCGGAGAAAGCGCGUAGAUACAAAAAUCAAUUAGAAAUAUUAUACCAAAGGACGCCGUUAAGCGCUGCAAUCGUUGGUUGUAAUGUUGAAAAAUUCGGUAACGAUACCCAAACUAUUUAUUAUAAAGUAACGUUGAAUAAAAGAAAAAUUCCUAGAACGAUAACGAACAUAGAAAAAAUUUUAAGGGACGCCCUAGUAAGCGAUGCUUUAUCGAAAAAACCAAUUUUCAAAAACAUUCGUUUCGACUCACGAAGUAUUUCAAUUAAAUUAAUAAAAGAACAAAAUUUAUACCAAAGAUCUUCUAAACCAAAACCCAUCGAAAUUUUAAAACCCGAUAACUCAAAACCAUUAGAAAAUUUAAAACCAACAACAAAAUUACGAAUAGAGAAACCAAUAAAAGAUAGCAUAACCAUCCCAACAAAAAGGCCGGAAAUACAAGAAGUUAACGUCGAAGAGGAAAAUCUACCAGUUAUCCAAGGAUCGUUUCAAAUUAGCAAAACCGAGGCGGAUAUCGCCGUUAAUAAGAAACCAGAGCAACAACAAAGCGUUAAAAAGGGUAAUUUAAAGGAAACUGCCGUUACCAGUUCUUAUUAUAAAAUCGCUUCGGUUGAUCAAGUCUCCAAACCAACCGUUAAAGUCCCAACUGAAACAACGAAAAAAUUCGAUUUUAUUCCACCUGAAAUCAAUGACCAACCGUGGAUACCAAUCGUUUCAAAAGAAAAAUCACCUACUUACACCAGCUUCACAAAUCCUGGUUUAACUUACAACGUAAAUCCUUUAAACAUUCUUUCAUCCGCGCAUCCAAUCCCGCUUAAUAAAUUAUCACAGGAAAAUUUAACAUCCACAACGCUAAAACCACUAAACAUUAUAACCGAAGAAAUUAUUUCAACAUCCGUAACAACCGAAAGUUUUGGCCAAGGUCAAGUAGAGGUCGUUGACGCUGAAGAUUUAAUUCCAUCGUUUUCCUCAACGACAAAACAACCUCUCGUUACGCUAAUGCCCGUUAAAUCUAAUUCGGGAAUUGGACGACCAUUAAGAAGACGCCCAAUUGAUGUCGAAGAAAGAAGCUUUUUUAAAGAAACUUCCACGGCUAAAAUAAACAAUAACGAUAUUAAAAUAAUGGGGAUGUUAAAUUUUGAACACGAUGAACAUCAAAAUGAGAGCAAAGGUUUGAUCAGAAACCAAAAGAUGAGUGUCCCGGAUAUUGAUGAUGCUGAAAUUGAAAGAAUUAUCGCCGGAGAAAAUACCAGCGUUUCCGUUGAUGUCAUAAGAGAGUAUUUAACACCGAGCGAAUUAAAAAAAUUAUCAGAAAUUAGUCGGCUAUCUCAAAAUGAAUCAGAUAUAACCAGCAAUAGUAAAGCUGUAAGAAAUAGUUACACAAUUAAUCGGGAUGGGUUCGAAGUUUUAACCAAAAAUUUUAACAAAAUGGAUAAAGAAAGUAGCGAAAAGAAUUUAUUUCCCAUCCCACUUAACACAACAGAAUGCACAGAAAACACCGUUAAAUGUGAUAACGGACAAUGUUUACCAAAUACAGCAAGAUGUAAUCAAUUAAUCGACUGUGAAAACGGAAAGGACGAAGAAAAUUGUACUUGCGCCGAUUAUUUAAGAUCGCAGCUUUUAAAGGGGAAAAUUUGUGAUGGCAUAGUUGAUUGUUGGGAUUAUUCCGAUGAAAAUGAAUGCGAAUGGUGUAAACCAGGAAAUUACGUCUGUGCAAAUUCAAAAAAAUGUAUCGAAAAAUCAAAAAUAUGUGAUGGUGUUAAUGAUUGCCCAUUGGGCGAUGAUGAAAGACGUUGCGUUACAAUAUCGGAAAAAAUCGAAGAAGCCGACGAAUUUUCGUACAACGAAAGUGGUUAUUUAUUGGUUCGUAAAUACGGGGAUUGGUUUAAAUUGUGUUUGGAUGAAAAUAAAACGUCUGAAUCGGGUUUGAAUGAUUUGGCCCAAUCUGUUUGUAAUGCUAUAUCUUACCAGACUUUAGAAGAAACUGAAAUUAUUCAUGAAAAUAAUUUAGACACUAAAUAUUUUACGAUCGAAAAAGGUUUUCAAAAAGAAACUUUUAAUAGUAGCAUUAUUUUCACAGAAACUAAUUGCACCACGAAAGAUGUUCUUAAGAUUAAAUGCGGCCACUUAGAAUGCGGUACGCGUCCCCAAGUAGGGCGAGUAGCCAGAAUCGUAGGAGGUAUUAAUGCUGGUUUAGGAGCUUGGCCUUGGCAGGCAGCUUUGUACAAAGAAGGAGAAUUCCAAUGCGGAGCUACUUUGCUUUCAGAGAAAUGGCUUAUUUCAGCUGGACAUUGCUUUUAUCGAACCAUGGAUGAGCAUUGGGUGGCUCGUUUAGGUACUUUAAGACGCGGAGCUACUUUAACAUCACCUUACGAGCAACUUAGACACAUCGUCAAAAUCAUUUUACAUCCUGAUUAUAUCGAUGCAGGAUUUGUGAAUGAUGUGUCUUUGUUGAAAAUGGAAUUUUCAGUCAGUUUUAGUGAUUAUGUCAGACCUAUUUGUUUACCAAAAGAAAAUUCACCAAUUUCUGAUGGCACUAUGUGCACCGUUAUUGGUUGGGGGCAAUUAUUUGAAACUGGGAGAAUUUUUCCUGAUACAUUACAAGAAGUUCAAAUACCAAUAAUAUCAACUGAAGAAUGUCGAAAACGCACCGUGUUUUUGCCAUUAUAUAGAAUAACUGAUAAUAUGUUUUGUGCUGGGUUUGAUCGUGGGGGGAGAGAUGCCUGUUUGGGUGAUUCCGGGGGUGGAUUAAUGUGUCCAGAAGAAGAUGGUCGUUGGACUUUACAAGGAGUUACAAGUAACGGUUAUGGUUGCGCAAGAAAAGAUCGUCCCGGAGUUUACACGAAAGUCUCAAAAUACAUCAAAUGGAUAUUUUCGCAUUUAAACGAAAGUAAUGAAACGAUUUCGUCGAGUAAAUCAAUUUGUAAUGGGCACAGAUGUCCGCUGGGCGAUUGUUUGCCAACGAAUCGACUUUGUAAUGGUUAUAUUGAGUGCAGCGAUGGCAGUGAUGAGAUGGAAUGCUCCAAAAGAGCGGGGUUGUAAUUUCUUUUUUCGUAUUACCAGAAAUAAGCGAGUUAAGCAAUCUUAAAUGUUGGUGAUAUUUAGAUUAAGAUUAAAAAGAAUCGAUGAUAAUAUAUUAAUUUAAUUAUU